UGCGUCAGAGCUCACUGUCCUGCUAUAAAAGCUCAGGCUGCUGCAGCAGCGAGCAGUCGAGGCUUAAGCCUGAGCCCGCUGUACACCUCCAGCCAUACACGCACACGCACACACGCACACACUCAUACACAAAGAGGAGAAGGAGAGCAGCUGUAGCCAUGAGUAGCAUCGGAUAUGACCACUUCUACUCCGCCUCGCCGUCCAGACGCUGGUAUGUCGAGGCCCCCCCUCGUGUCGCCGUGACCAGAGGGAGGACCCACUCAGUCUACUCCUCCCAUGCCUCCCCGCUGUCCUCCUCCCGUCUGCAGUACUCUUCUCCUGGCCGGGUGAGGCUCUCCUCCUCCUCCUCCUCCUCUCAAGCCGCCUCCCUGGAGCUGGAGCUCAGCCAGGCCGCCCAGAUCAGCUCCGAAUUCCGCACCGUGCGCACCCAAGAGCGGGGCCAGCUGCAGGACCUCAACGACCGCUUCGCCGGCUUCAUCGAGAGGGUGCGUGAGCUGGAGCAGCAGAACCGCGCUUUGGAGUCAGAGCUGCUGCUGCUGAGGCAGAAGUACACGGAGCCGUCCCGUUUGAGAGCGUUGUAUGAGCAGGAGGCCCGGGCCCUGAGAGCUGCUGUGGAUGAGGCCAGGGCAGAACAACAGGCUGUCCUGGGACAGAGGGAGCAGCUGGAGCAAACCCUGAGCGCCUUGCAGGGUCGAUAUGAACAGGAAGGACUGGCUCGUGAGGAGGCCGAGGGCCGGCUGAUGGACACCCGCCACGAGGCAGACGAGGCUGCCCUGGCUAAGGCUCAGCGGGAGAAGAGCGUCGAAGCUCUGCUACAGGAGCUGGCCUUCCUCAAGAGGGUUCAUGAAGGUGAGGUGGUUGAGCUCCAGGCCCAGGUCCAGAUGGCUGUGCAGGUGAGAGUGGAGUCUGAGGCCGCAGCUCCGGACCUCUCUGGAGCACUCAGGGACAUCCGGUCCCAGUAUGAAAGGCUGGCGGCGCAAAACAUGCACGCUGCCGAAGAGUGGUUCAGGGGGAAGGUGGGCUCCAUGACCGAAACUGUGGCUCAGCACAGUGAUGCCGUGAGAAACUCCAAGGAUGAAGCAGGAGAGUACCGACGGCAGCUCCAGGCCCGCCUGCUGGAGAUUGAUGCAUGCCGAGGCCUCAAUGAAUCCCUGGAGAAGCAGCUGCACGAGAUGGAGGACAAGCAGGACGCUGAGAUGGAUGCUAUGCAUGACACCAUUGCAGAGUUGGAGAGUGAGCUGAGGGGCACCAAACAGGAAAUGGCGCGCUAUCUGAAAGAAUACCAGGACCUUUUGAAUGUCAAGAUGGCACUGGACAUUGAGAUUGCCGCAUACAGGAAGCUGCUGGAAGGGGAGGAGUCUCGUUUCAGCGUAGGAGGGCCUGCGAGUGUGUCCUCUCUCUACAGCCACAGCUUCUCAGCGCCCCCCAUCGCCCGGCCCUUCCUCUCCGGCCUGAGCUCUGGCCCCUCCUACCUGAUGACAUCACUCCUCUUCAGCUCCGGCUUCAGCAACACUGAGGGGCUCAUCUCUGCCAGUCAUGCCCAGCAAGCAGAGGCCAGCCCACCUGGAGAAGAGGAGGAGGAUGUAAAGGAGGAAGAGGAGAAGGAGGAACAGGGAGGGGAAGAAACAGAGGACACCAAGGAGGAAGAGGAGAAGGAGGAUGAUGACGGAGGGGACGAGGAGGAAGGAGAACCAGAUCAAGUUGAUGAAGAAGCUAAGGGAGAUGAGGAGGCUGAGGGAGGAGAUGAGGAGGCCAAGGAGGGAGAAGAGGGUGAUGAGGAGGAGCAAAAGGAAAAGAUGACAGACGCUGCCAAAGAUGAAGAGGAGAAAGAAGACACAGGAAAAGGAGAGGAGUCUGAGGUGAAAGAGGAAGCCCAACAGGAGGUAACAACUGAAACAGCCGAUGGCAAAGAUGGGGAUGCGAAAGAAGAAGAAAAGACGGAGAAGGAUGAGGCAAAAAAAAGUGAAAAUAAAGAAGAUAAAGCUGAUGCCAAGACAGACGACAAAGAUGAAAAAGUUAUUCUGAAAACGGAUGUCAAACCUGAAGCCAAAAAGGAGAACGAGGAAGAAAAAGUAGCCAAACCGGAACCCGCAGAAGAAACAAGCACAAAGGGCAAAAAGUGAGACAGCAUCUUCAGAAAACUUCAACCACGACUGUCCAUUGACUCAAUGCCCGUGGCAUUAUAUGCUAUCCUCUUCAAUUGUCAAUGGUGCUCAAUAUAACAGUGCAAUCGCAUUUUGCAGCAACAAAUCAAGUUUAACUGCUUACCAAGAUCAAUAGUAGUACCUGUUUGCAUAGCUCCUGAUGAGUGUAAUAUCUAUUAUUGCCGAGUGCAAAAGGGAGUGUGAGAUUUUGGUGAUUUAAUAAACACCUCUUAAAAGGA
Gasterosteus aculeatus aculeatus (three-spined stickleback) is the source of this 2383-nucleotide messenger RNA. It is a transcript of the gene nefla, whose product is annotated as neurofilament light chain a. Gene Ontology annotation, biological process: neurofilament bundle assembly. The record is from RefSeq and is a predicted model, not a curated record. NCBI's taxonomy places the organism in Eukaryota, Metazoa, Chordata, Actinopteri, Perciformes, Gasterosteidae. Gene Ontology annotation, molecular function: structural constituent of postsynaptic intermediate filament cytoskeleton. Gene Ontology annotation, cellular component: intermediate filament; cytoplasm; postsynaptic intermediate filament cytoskeleton.